AUGUUACUCACCCUCAAAUAUUUGAAUAAAGUUAAACAAAUAAAUUUGGAUAAACGAGUAAAUGUGCAAUCUUUACAGAUACUUUUGGUUUAAUUAUUUAGUAUCAAAAACAGAAUAAUAGGAUUAAUUGAUUAAGACGGUAACAAUAAUUUUUAAUUUUCAAGGUAACUUCUAUGAUUUAUCAUAAUUUAUUUAAUAAUUGUAUUACUCAAGAUGCAAUGUAUACACUAUCGUAAGUGAAGAAAAUUCAAAUUAAAAUGAUAACAAAUUAUUAUAAACAUCUCUAAAAUAUAGUUAGAUGUCAGAUUACAACAAUAAGCUUUCAUUUAUUGAUUUCAUAUAUGAUUUGGAAGAAUUCCAGUAGAUUUUAGGUGGAGAUCAAUACACCUGUAUUUACUUGAUUGAUGAAAAGGAUUAUCAAGGGCUAGAUUUUCUAUGUGCUCUCGAACCCUUGAUCAACAACUUCAACAAUUGGGUUAACUUUUUCUAUUCCUUUAGUAAUAGAUUACAAGAUCAGGCAAGAGAAAAUGAUUUCUAUAAUAAAUUGCUUUGGAUCUAUAAAGGAUCUAAAAAGAUUGUUUCCAUUUAGUUGAAUAAUGAUAAAAAAAUGAAAUAAAUGGAUGAAAUUAUUCAUAAACUUGUUUAAGCCAAGUUAUAAGGUACUAGCACAAGAACCUCAAAUAUUAAAUAGUAAUCUUAAAUCUCAUCUCAAUAAUCUCCUGAUAAAAGAAGAAGCAAAUCUAUUCGAAAAUUAGUAGAAGAAUCAUAAAUGUCUAAUAAUUCCUUAUAUAUGAAUUAAAAUGUUGGGGCUUCAAAAUUAAUUACUAGAGUCUAAGCUAAACUCAUUCAAAGAGCUCCCUCAAGAGGUAGUGAGAAUUUUGAAGAUUAUAGAUAUUAAUAAUAAAAUUAAUCAUAAUAAUAAUAAAGUAAUGGUUAUCAAAAUGAAUCAAUUAUCAGUUAAUAAGAUAUGUUAUUUGGUUUAGUAGGUGAUCUAGAAGAAAAGGAAAUAUUAGAUGUUACAAUGGCAAGAUUAGUAAAGCGUUUAUUAAUAGAAGAAAACAAAGAAAUUAUACAAGUCUUGCAAUUUUAUUUGUAGAAUAGUAUAAACAUAUAAUAAUUAUGUGAGAAAUUAAAUAAAAUUGUUGAGAAUUGUACAUAUUAAGAAAGACCAACAUCUCCAUUCUAAACUCUCAAAUAAAGCAAACGUCAAACUAAACCAUAAUAGCAAAUUAACAUUAAUUCUUAAGAAUCUAAUCGUUCAUUAUAAUAAGAUUUUACACAAAAUAAUUUAGUAUAAAGAUUAGAAGAUAUCAAAAAUAAAGUUAUUGAAAUAAAUAAUUACAGUUACACUUCUGAAUAAUUUGGAAUGAUCAAUGUAUUAUGGAAUCAAUAGGAUCAAGUCUUAUUAUAAUUAUGUACAGAUAUUUACAAUAAAAUGCAACGAGGAGGAGAAUAACCUUCUCUAAAACCAUUGUAGAUUUACUCAGAUUCGAAGUUUAAUGAAUUAUUAUAGUAAAACUUCAAAUUAUCUGAAAUUACUAUGAUUCAUGAAUAUAGAAAUAGUCAUUCUGGAUCUAUACAUGCUGUAUUACAACACUUUAGAUACUAAAAUAAUAUAGAAUUAUUUAUAAAUGAUUUAAGAAAAGCAAUCAAUACAGUAUAAACUUAAAAUCAAAAUCUUAAUUAACCAGAAAAAUAAUAAACAUAAGUAUCAAAAGAGAUAGUAUUAUUUAAACAAUUUCCUAAAGCCCCUUCACCUUAUAGUGUAUUAAUGCCAAAUUUUUAAUUACCAGAUAAUGCAUAGACUUAAACACCAUAAUCAAACGAAUAAUAAUAACAACAACAAUAAUAACCAUAGCAAUAAUAGUAAUAAUAACAAUAAUAAUAAUAAUAACAAUAAUAAUAACAAUAAUAAUAAUAAUAACAAUAAUAAUAACAUUAAGAAUAAUAAUAAAAAUCGUAAUUGUAAUAAUAGUUAUUAAAAAAAUAAUAAAAACACACAAAUGAAAACUAAGUUAUACAUUUACAUUAAACAUAACCUUUACAAUAAUCAAAUGAACAAAAUUUUGAAAACUCAUAGCCAAUCUAAAAACCAGCCUAAGAAAUACAAUAACCAAUCUUUUAAAAAAAUGAUAUAAUGAGUAGAUCUGAGUAAAUCUCUGCAUAAAAGAGAAUUAUUCCAUCAGAAGUAGCUGCUGGAGAUAUUAUUUUUAAUGAAGAAUACUUUAUGUAAACAAAAAAAGAAAAAAGAUAAGCUAAUUUAGAAAAGAUUGAUUAGUUUUAUUCAAUUCGGGAAGAAAAAGAAUUAUAAUAAAUAUUUAAAGAUAUGCUUUGGGAUAUGGAUUUGGAUGAACCAAAAGUUAGAUAAGUUGAAUUAUUGUUUUCAGAACAUAAUUAACAACUAUAUGAAAUUUUAUAAGGAUGGUAAUAAUCUAGAAAUAUUAAUGGUACCAGAAGUAAACUUAUGUAUUUUAAUAUAAUAUUAAUAGAAAAUUAUUAUCUGAACAAUAAAUUAAAAAGGAAGACUAUAGAAAAAUAAAGAUGUAUAACUUAUUUAUGAAUUAAGUGAGAUAAUUUACAUUAUAAAAUCAUCUUUAAGAUAAUGAAAAAAACUUUUUAUUAAAAAUGUUUAUGGAUAAUGAUUUAUAGGUUUUAGGAACUUUUGAAACUUAUUUAUAAAAUCAAGAUGCUGAAGAUAUGUUAGAAAAUUUAAAGAUAAUUAUAAAAUAAUAUUCAAAAUUCACUAAUGUAAAAAUAUUAUUAAUUAUCAUUAGAUUAAUUCACCUAAUACUGACGAAGAUCAAUAACCAAUAACUGAGCCAAAAAAGUAAUUAACUGCUAAAGAGAUAUUAUUGCAAAUAAGAAAAUAUUUUUCAGCAGAAGAGAAGAAUCGAUUAGAGAAUAUGCCAAAUGAAUAAAGAGAUAUGAAAAUUGUUGAAUUAUAUUAAGAGUAUCAAUAAGAUUAAGACUUAAAUGGAUUUAUUUCUGCUGUCAGAAAAUUAAGUCAAUAGGAUUAAAUCAAAAAAUAAUUUGAAGACUUGUUGAAAAAAUUAUAAAAAGAAGGACAAUUAAAAAUAGAUGAUUACAUGUUAUCUGUUAUUAAUUAGAGAAGAAAUGAAUAGAGAAUUAAAGGAGUUUUUGAAUUGUACCUAUUUAACAAAAAUAUAGAAGAUUUUGUUGAAUCUAUCAAAAGUAUAUCAAAAUUGUUGCAAUAAGGUAUCCUUAAUGAAUUUAUGAUUUAGAACUAAUUCUUUAGGCCUUAAAUUAGUUUGAGAGAGAGAAAUUAUUGGAUGAUAGAAGAAUAGAAAUUUUAAAAGAAAAAGCACAUGAUUAUCACAAGGAUUAUCCAAAAUUAUUGGGUGCUUUUUCAUUAUAUUUUGAAUAAGCAUAAACAGAUUUAGAGGAAGCAAAAAAAGAAAUAUUAGAAACUCUAAGUCUUUUUAGCUCAUGA
Molecule: messenger RNA, 3451 nt
Organism: Paramecium primaurelia
Lineage: Eukaryota; Ciliophora; Oligohymenophorea; Peniculida; Parameciidae
Source: the annotation of a GenBank genome assembly